Molecule: messenger RNA, 7326 nt
Organism: Triticum aestivum (bread wheat)
Lineage: Eukaryota; Viridiplantae; Streptophyta; Magnoliopsida; Poales; Poaceae
Product: pollen receptor-like kinase 1
Exons: 17
Coding region: 3155-5482 (775 amino acids)
Biological process (GO): protein phosphorylation; isoleucyl-tRNA aminoacylation
Molecular function (GO): tRNA binding; isoleucine-tRNA ligase activity; ATP binding
Source: RefSeq, a predicted model, not a curated record
UUUGCGUACAAUAUUCUUGCAGGGGAACAAAAAGUUAAAUACUGAAGAUGGACUGGUAACUCUGAGUAGUAAUUGUCCUUAUGAUUGCAUGGAAUCUGAAAUGGAAGAAUGGAAUACUGCAACAAACUCUCAGGUUGUUGAUGAGAGAUCAAGUGAUGUUAAAGAUAUAUCUACAAGAUCAAGAGAUAUGAAAAAGCAUUCAAGGGAUUUAUCUUCACAAGCCAAUAAGUGGGGAAGAGGGGUGUGCGGGCCACCUAUGUUAUGAUGUGUUGUAAUAGAACAACAACUUGCAAAACAUGAUUUUGAUUUUUUAAGGUGACCCAAGGCGAGCAUCAACUGCCUGACGCCGGAGCGCCUAAAGUGGGCACAAUUGGCAGCGGCUUGCCGCCUAAGCAUCCAAGUCAGGACAACUUAAAAACAAUGAUUUUGAUACUCAUUGGUUUCGUCCUGGUCCAUGUCGCCAGUGUGAAAGCUAUGUAGGAUUAAAAUGUUCAAGUGGCAUACUGUGUAUUUUCUCACCUAGUGACUAUGGUCCCCUUAUGACCAAAAGAGCUACUGCUUUUAUCCUUCCCUUUGUAGUUCGUACUACUCAACUUUAUUCUUGUUGUUCCGCUCCACUCUUGAGAUUCACCAGUGAGGCGAGACAGGGGUACGACUGCGCACCCGUGAUUUGAUAUGGGCAACCAAGGCUUCAGCAACGUCACUGCUGGUUAUUUGUGGACGACCAAGGAGACACUUACCUUUGUGGACAGGAGUGUCGGGUGGAACUGGGUCGGUCAUUGCCAGGAAUGGACGAAGCGUCCUGUGGCAGAGUGCAGAAAGUAGAGGGAUCUGUCUGGAAGAUGAGUUCACUAUGGAUUCUUUGAACAUUCAGAGAAGAUUGAUACAGUUUGAAGGCUUUGAGAUUGAUAGAUAGAGGAGGACUUCACCAGUGCCAUGGCACCUGCCGCUAUGGUGAACUAGCCUGUUUCCAGUUCCCACUGUGUUCUGGUAGCUAUGAGAGUCUCUCGUGUUGUCGUACUUAUGGUGAUUGCAGAAGAUAACUUCGCCACCCUUUCGACAGCAUGUUCCCAAUGUUCGACAGGUUGCAUUCCACCACCUUGACCGGAUUACCACUGUCAGCCUUUGUCCAAGCCCCUACCUGGACUCCUACAUAUCCAUCACCUCCUCCUCACCAUCCUAGCCCUACCACCGACUACAGCUCCACCCAACUCUAUCAUGUUCAAUUUUCUGCCGAUGCUACCAUGCCAUAACCUUCCCUUUCCUGCUGCCACCAGUCCCGACAACACCCGACAUACAGCUAUACACCACCUCUUGCACCCAUCCCUCCACUUUCAGUCCACAACCGAACCUGCCGCCAGACUUGAAUUCCCAACCUAUGACGUCUCGGUUGGACCCACUAAGUGCUCAUUUGGUGCGAACAGUUCUUUUACUGGCAGAGGGUUUCAUGGGAAUACAAGCUGCUAACCAGUGUGAAGUAUUGAACUAUGUGAACUACAUGGGAAAGUGCCAAAAGAAGGCACAAAACUUGUUUCUGGGGAUGAGGUUGGCUGAUCUGUAAUUUCAACUCGUACAUAACAUAACUACACGACGAAAUCAAAAUGCAAUACCUGUAGGCUGUAGCUACUGUAUGAAUAUCUAAAAUUUUCCAUGUGUUUGGGUAAUGCAAUACUUUAUUAUUUUUAUGUGUACUUGAUUCGUUGCUUGGCUUUGCCAUCAUGCAUCGAGUGUUUUGCUAUCUCAAUUUUGUUCCCCGCCACCAUGUAUUUUUUUUUUUGAGAAAACGCAAAAGACUUUUGCGUUUCAUUGCAUUGAAAAGAAGGGGUUUGGUACAAUCCUCCUAGGAGGCAGAUUUACACGGAGAGUACAUGCACAUUAGUGGACAUCCCAGGUUUGUGGCAAGAUGGCCCGGAGCCCCAAUGCGCCAGCUCUGGCCCAGAGCGCGGCCUCAUCCUUAAUCCUAGCAGUCAGGGAGGUAACCGACGGUGUUGCGCCCUCAAACACGCAUCCGUUGCGAUGCUUCCAAAUCAUCCAAGGGACAAGCAAGGCAGCGGAGGCCAAUCCCUUGUGCAUGGGUUUAGGCGUGUCUUGUCGUGCAGAGCACCACCAGUCGUGGAGAGUGGCAUCGUUAUUGGGCAGAGGGCAAGAGAGGCGCAGCCAUGAGAGAAUCUCGUGCCACACCUCGCGGCUGAAAGGGCACUCCAGGAGAAGAUGAUGAAUCGUCUCCGAAGCCUGAUCGCAAAGAGGGCAGCGCUGUGGGUGCGGCAGGUUGCGUCUCGCGAGGCGGUCGGCCGUCCAGCACCGAUCGAGGUUGGCAAGCCAGUGGAAGAAGCGCACCCGAGGUGGUGCCCAACACUUCCAGGUAAGUUUCCAAGCCUGGCAUCUGGUGGAUCCCUGAAAAGUGGCGAGGUAUGCGGACUUGGCGGAGUAUUCGCCGUUCGCGGUCCACUUCCAGCGAAUGCAGUCUGGAGCGUCGGUGAGGGCGGUUUCGGUGAGCAUGUGCCAGAGGCGCAAGUAUUCUCCGAUCUCCGGGACGCCAAUCGCGCCAUGGAUGUCCGUGGCCCAUUGGUUUGCAUGAAGGCCGUCCGCUACGGUUCUGGACUUGCGACGCCGUUUGGGGAUGUGAGCAAAAAGGAGGGGCGCGAUCUCGCGGACUGCACGCCCGUUGAUCCAUCUGUCCUCCCAGAAUAGGGCGCGUUGGCCAUUGCCAAUAGUCAUGGUAGUGGAGGCGAGGAAGAGCGCGCGCUCCUCGGGCGCGAAUUGCAGGUCAAGGCCGUUCCAGGCCCUGCUAUCAUCGACUCGGCUGAGCCAUUGCCACCUCAUGCGAAGGGCAAGGCCAGUGCGCUCGAGAUCGUGAACGCCGAGGCCACCGAACUGGAUAGGCCGGCAGACACGCCGCCAGUUGACGUGGCAAUUGCCUCCAUUAGCCUCGGCGCGGCCAGCCCAAAGGAAUCCUCUUUCAAUCUUCUCCAAAAGUUUGAUGAUCUUCUUUGGCGGUGCAAGCACAAGGAGACCAUGUAUGACCUGCUGUUUCCACCGAUUGCAUUAUUUAAUGUCAUGAAACGGCUUGAGACUUCGGUUGUCUGACCACAGUAUAUUUGUGAAGGUUGAUAUAGUAUGGUGUUUUAUCUAUUUCCUUGUUAAGAAUGAAUGCAUGCAGGAAGAGUUCCAUCACACUCUAGAAGGUGCUAGGGACUGGCAUGUUAACAGAAGUAAAAUUUGUGGUACACCACUUCCGUUGUGGAUCAGUGAUGAUGGCGAAGAAAUUCUAGUUAUGGAUUCCAUUGAGAAACUUGAAAAGUUAUCUGGUGGCAAGGACGCUGUAAGGCUAUAUUUGGUAAAUUCUCAAGUUGCAUGGGUGCAGUCUCUACAUUUCAAAUUGAGUGGUAUUUCUGAUUCUGUGAAAGCUGUACUCCCCCGAUGGUAUAAUUUGUAUAAAUUUCUUGUCCAAAAUGCAAAGAAACUUCACAGCGAGGACCUCACAGCAUUUUCUCCCAUUGACCAUGCUUCACUUCUGAUGUCAUCCAAUGUGUUAGAUGGCUGGCUACACUCAGUAACUGUACGUCUCGUCAAAUUUGUUCGCCAAGAAAUGGAUGAUCCGCUUUACACGGUUGUGCCAUAUUUGGUAAAAUACAUUGACAAUCUUGCUGAAAUUUAUGUGCAUUUUAAUUACUUCCGUCUUGUCGGCUGUACUGACCGAGAGGACCAUAUAAUCUCUCUUUCAAUAAUCUACCAUGCCCUUGUGACAAUUUGUUUGGUAUUGGCUCCAUUUACACCCUUCUUUACUGAAGUUCUUUACCGAAAUCUACGCAAGGUGUCAAACAAGUCAGAGGAGAGCAUUCUUUUCUGCAAUUUUCCUUCAGAAACUGGGGAGAGAGAUGAGCGUCUUGAGCAAAGUGUAGAUAAGAUGACGAUUAUUGGGCUUGGCCACAAUAUUCGUGAACAGCACAAUAUAGCUCUUGAAGUACCACUGAAUGUUGUGACUGUCACUUCAUCUAAGAAACUCAAUAAGUACUCUGUUGCACGGGCUGAACCUAAUGGAAGUGUGCUAGGUGAAAGAUUGGGCAACGACCUGCACAAGGUAACAAAUAAAGUGAAGAAAAUGACCCAGAAACAAAUCUCAGCCUUUGAGAAAACUGGCGAGAUCUCAUUCUAUGAUCAUUGCCUGAAGCGAGAUGAUAUUAAGGUGGUUAGAGAUUUAAAGCCGGCAGUUUUAGCGAAUCAAGUUGGUGUCGCUAUAGAAGGUGAUAUCAUAGUUAUUUUGGAUCUCAGGGAUCAAAAUGCUGGAAUGGUUCUAGAGUGCAAAUCAGAGGAGAGGGAUGCCAGGCACCCACGUGUGGAUUGUGUGAGUCAACAAUCAGGAAAAAACUACAUUUCUGGAAUGGGAGUUCAAGGAUGGCUUCCUUAUUCUCCUCGCCCCCCUCUUCCUUCUCUUACUACUACUACUACCACCACCACCACCACCACUACAGAGGAGGAGGAAGAGGAGGAGGAGGAGGAGGAGGAGGAGGAGGAGGCAAAGCGGCUAGGUGUGGGCACUAAAGGUAAUGGAUCAGGAAAUUACAGAACCAAAGGUUCCGUUAUAGAUUCUGCAAUGAAAAAGUUUGAAAAAAUUGGGUCAGGAGGUUAUGGUACUGUCUACAAGGUAUGUAUGUAUGACACACUGGUUGCCAUUAAGAUCCUUCAUGCUGUAAGUGCAAUCGCGAAGAAGAAUGCGCAAUGUAUGAGAGCAUUUGACACAGAGGUGACUAUACUUGGUAAAAUUCAACAUCCUAAUCUUGUUCGAUUAAUUGGGGCAUGCAAAGAAAGGCUGGCAAUCGUUUAUGAGUUUCUUCCUAAUGGAACACUGGAUGAAAAAAUUCUCUUCCGCAGAGCCACAUUUACAUGGAGGGAGAGAGUCAAAGUUGCUUUUAGCAUAUGCGAUGCCCUUAUUUUCUUGCACAGCAGAUCAGAACCAGUUGCCCAUGGCGACUUGAAACCUAGCAACAUACUAUUUGAUGCAUCACAUAAUGUCAAGUUGGGGGAUUUUGGGAUAUCCCGUAUACUGAAAAAUACAAGCCACAGUGGUACUAAGAUGCAUGUGACCGGUGGUAAACGAGUUGGAACGCGUCAGUACGCUGAUCCAGAAUUUUUGAUGACUGGGCAGUUGACAUCACAGUCGGAUACAUUUGCUUUUGGAGUAAUUCUGAUUCAGCUUGUCACUGGUCGGUUUGCUGGCAUUAUUCAAUCUGUUAAAUCUCAGCUUUCUGAUUCUGGGUUCUGGAAAGAUGAUGAUCAGAAAAAUGCACUAAAAAAAACGAAAGUAAUUGAUGAGACAUUGCAAAUUUCAGAUAGUGAAAUUCUCGAGGUAAUAGAAAUGCUUAAGAUUGGUUUGGACUGUUGCAAUGAAAAACGAAAAGACCGUCCCAGUCUCGUGGAUAUUGUAUUUCCAAAGUUGAAAAUGUUGAAUGAAAAAACUGGUCAGUGCAAGGUGCCAGUUUGAAGCUACAAUAGUGCCAACAAAUUAAAUGCUAGUGUGCAAUUGCAGGUCGGUGCUCACAUACUGAAUCUAGGGCUCUGAAUUACUUCUCCCUGGCAACGCACUGGGUCUGGAUGGAUACAUGGCCAUAAUCUGAACUUGCUAGAACAUCAUCAAACAGAGCAUUAUGCAGGUGUUAUCGGUUUUCAGCAUGGAUAGCAGGAACUUCCACGGGUUGAAUGGUACAUAUGUGAAUCUGCCAUCUAAGAUCACAAUUGUGUCACGACCCAAGUACAGAGAUGGGACGGACAAACGGAUUCAGUACCAAUCGUUGAUACAAGUUGAAGAUACAGUGGAGAUUUGGGAUGAGAAAUCAGCAAAGAGAUGUGAGGAAUACAGAGAGGCGGAGGUGAGGAGCGAGAGCAGAGGUGAGGAGCUUCAGAAGUUUCAGUCAUUCAUUCGCUGCCCUUCCUUGUGCUCUCCUGAUUGCAUAUGUAGCCUGUGCUGUGUGGGAACUAACCUCCAAUGAACGGCCCAUCUCGUAGCCCAGGCCCAGUUACAAAGUAUAGGGUGACAGCCCAUGGGUGGGGUGUUACACUCUUCCUCCCUUGAAAUUCGGCUUGCCCUCAAGCCGAUGAUGAACAUCCUUGAAUCGGGAAUGCCGCCACACUCGCCUAGCCGAAGAGCGAAGCCACCUGGAUCAUAUAGUAGAAGUAUGUGCUUCCGGACGAUCGCACUGCUUAGCACAAGCUGAUGAAAGAAAUUGCAAUCCUCUUCAUAAGUUUGCUUGGUAGUGUUCAGUCCUCCCAACUCAAUGCCAAUUUUCUGAAUAUUUUCUAUUGCAUCACCAGGCGAACGCCCAUGCUGGCCUAAGAACACACUCUUGAGUAUUUGGGUCCAUGAAAUGGCUAGAGAAAAGGAGAAAAUGGAGAGCAGCCAAAGAAAGUUAUCCCACUGAUACUCUUCAGCAAACUGUUCCAACCAUAUGUACUGCUGCGAUCUUAGAGCCAAGGAGUCAAUGCAAAACACAACACCCUUUGGGUUGUCAGAAUCCAAUGAAAAAAGAAACUUGCAUGCCUCUAAAGCUGAGCAGUGACAACCAUGCCGAUCCAGGAUUUUCAUGUGACUGAGCAGGGAUGUAAGAAAUGGCUUAUUUAUGUCCUGGUUGUAUUUCAACUGGUAGUUGCCCUGCAGUGGACUAAAUAAUGGAUGCCAAGCACACUCCAGUGCAAAUAGACACUUCUCGACGGCAUCUGCUGAAGAGUGAUGUUCUCCAGAAUAUUUGAACAUAUCAGCAAAUGGUAAUAAUGAGUCUGGAUGGUAGGGGUAUUUGUCUAAUAUAGCAGCAAUAGUAUUGAGGUCAUUGGCUGAUUUGGUAGCUUCAAACAAUUUCUGCACAUGGCUGACAGAAGGAUCAUAUGCGUACCUGAAAUAAUUCAAACUGCCCUUUGUCUCUACAAAAUCCAUUGACAUUGACUUGUCCCAUGGUGGCCAGUACACUGUGCAGUGUUGCACCCUUUUUCUUGCUUGCGGCCAUGACCAGCAAGAAAUAAGCAGCUGGUUAGUAGGUCGGAGUUGUUGCAACAACAUGACUGCAGGUACCAAGGUGCCUUGAGGUUGAUGAUCCAUCUCAUAAUUCAGCCCUGCUAUGAACAUCUCCGAAACACUUUGGUGUUGAUGACGACGCCCGUCGCAGACGGUCCAGUCCACAAUAAAUUGCAGUGAACCCCUCUUGUACCAGCAAGUGAGAGCACUAAAUAUGUAAAUAAUUACAGUCCCUUGAAUCAUAUUGUAGUUCCCCUUGUACUGCUUCUGUAGAUGGUCAAACCCAAGUUCAACAAAGUUCCUGCUGUCAUGGUUCACCUGUA